AUGACUACUCGGAUCUUCACUAUCCCUACGCACUGCAAAGCAGGCGUCGUUGAGAAUGAGGGACCAGACUUUCGAGUCCGCGUCGAGGAUGUCCCUGUUCCAGAGCCAGGCCCCGACGAAAUCCUCAUCCGCCUCCACGCAACCGGCAUCUGCUCAUCCGACAUCCACACAAUGCAAGGCGACCUCGGCAUGCCACCAAUGUCGACCUUCGGGGUACGCUCGCCAGGUCACGAGGGCGUUGGUGUCGUGGUCAAAGCAGGCGCCAAUGUCAAGAACUUCUCUGUCGGUGAUCGCGCAGGCGUGAAGCCGUUGCUGGAUACUUGUGGCUCUUGCGAGAUGUGCUGUGGGGAGCGGGAGAUGCAUUGUGCGAGUGGUGUGCAUACGGGGCUGAUGAGGGCUGGCACAUACCAGCAAUACAUCGUCUCCCCCGCUCGCUACGCAUCCCCCAUACCCGACGGUAUCCCCGACGAAGUUGCCGCACCAAUCAUGUGUAGCGCCGCAACGAUGUACCGCUCGCUCGUUGAGUCGGGUCUGAAAGCAGGAAACUGGGCUGUCUUCCCAGGCGGUGGUGGAGGCGUCGGUAUUCAAGGUGUACAACUUGCAAAGGCAAUGGGGAUCCGCCCGAUCGUGGUUGAUACAGGUGCCUCGAAGAGACAGCUAGCCCUUGAUAUGGGCGCGGAAGCAUUCGUCGACUUCAAAGAGACACCUGAUACAGCAGCUGAAGUUAUAUCUAUCGCCGAUGGAGUUGGUGUGCACGGUGUCUUUGUUACGGCACCUGCAGCUUAUAAGACGGCGCUCUCGUAUAUUGGCAACCGUGUAGGUGCGGUGGUUAUGUGUGUGGGACUAGCACCACGGGGAUCAAUGACCGUGGGUGGAGAUCCGAAUGAGUUGAUCUUCAAGAAUGUCACGAUCAAGGGGACACUUGUGGGGAGUCGCAAGGACGUGGCUGCGGCGCUGGACUUCGCGCGCAGGGGGCUACUCAAGCAGAUUUGUGAGGUUUACCCUGUUGACAGGCUGCCCGAGGCCGUGGAGCGGUUGAGGAAGGGGCAGGUUGCUGGGAGGAUGGUCGUUAAAUUCGAUACUGAUUAA
Molecule: messenger RNA, 1089 nt
Organism: Aspergillus calidoustus
Lineage: Eukaryota; Fungi; Ascomycota; Eurotiomycetes; Eurotiales; Aspergillaceae
Source: the annotation of a GenBank genome assembly